AUGUCCACUACUAGUGCAUUGGUCGUUCAAUCCGCCGGGGCUGAGCCCCAGCUCACUACUGUCGCGCUGGAUUCGCUUCAGGCCAACGAGUUGAAGGUCCAGAUGCAUGCUACAGGUGUUUGUCAUACCGACUUGGCUUGUAUGGCGGGUCAUCUGCCUGUUCAAUUUCCCAAUGUAUUUGGUCAUGAAGGCGCAGGUAUCGUCCUGGAGACGGGCAGUGGCAUUACAGAUAUUCAAGUUGGCGAUAAGGUUCUACUCAGUUACAACUUCUGUGGUGAAUGCGCCCAAUGCAAUUCAGAAUUUCCUGCAUACUGUGAAAAAGUUCUGCAGUUGAAUUUUGGAGGAAAGCGAUUAGAUGGAUCGAGUGCCCUCCGUCUAUCAAAUGACCCAGGCCAGGAAGUAUUCUCCAACUUCUUUGGUCAGAGCUCGUUCUCGCAAGUCGCUGUUGUUAGCAUGUCUUCGGCUGUUCGAGUUCCACCAAACGCGAAUCUCGAACUAUUCGCCCCGCUCGGAUGUGGGAUGCAAACUGGAGCCGGGGCAAUUCUAAACACGCUGAAUGUGAAGCCUGGAAGCUCAGUAGCGGUCUUUGGAACUGGAUGUGUUGGCCUCAGUGCGGUUAUGGCUGCUAAAAUUCGGGGUGCUCGGAUUAUCGUCGCUGUGGAUAUUCAACCUGAGCGACUGGAUUUGGCUCGGGAGUUGGGUGCUACUCAUGCCUUCCGAGGAGACGACCCCUCUAUCCGAAAGCUGAUCAUGGAUCUUUGUGGGUCAUCGCUUGGUGUGGACUUUGCGGUUGAUUGUUCUGGUGCUAUCCCUGUCAUUGAGAAUAUGAUCGCUACUCUUGGUAUUCGUGGAAAAGCUGCUAGUGUUGGGGCUCCUGCUCCGGGGAAAAAGGUUGAGGUGGAGGUUUUCUCGCAUCUGACCAUGGGCCGUCAAUAUAUUGGUUGUCAUCAAGGUGACAGUAUUUCGACAAAGACUAUUCCUUAUCUGAUGGAACAACAUGCCCAAGGUAACUUCCCUUUGGAAAGGUUGAUCAAGGUUUACAAAUCCAAAGAAUUUUUGCAAGCCUUUCAAGAUAUGAAGGACGGCAAAGUCUUGAAGCCUGUUCUCAAGUGGAUAUGA
Molecule: messenger RNA, 1119 nt
Organism: Penicillium canescens
Lineage: Eukaryota; Fungi; Ascomycota; Eurotiomycetes; Eurotiales; Aspergillaceae
Product: NAD(P)-dependent alcohol dehydrogenase
Exons: 3
Coding region: 1-1119 (372 amino acids)
Biological process (GO): formaldehyde catabolic process
Cellular component (GO): cytosol
Molecular function (GO): zinc ion binding; S-(hydroxymethyl)glutathione dehydrogenase [NAD(P)+] activity
Source: RefSeq, a predicted model, not a curated record